This is a messenger RNA of Anopheles arabiensis, 3839 nucleotides long. Its product is annotated as transcription factor Sp8. The record is from RefSeq and is a predicted model, not a curated record. Lineage: Eukaryota; Metazoa; Arthropoda; Insecta; Diptera; Culicidae. Gene Ontology annotation, biological process: regulation of transcription by RNA polymerase II. Gene Ontology annotation, cellular component: nucleus. The transcript has 3 exons. Gene Ontology annotation, molecular function: RNA polymerase II cis-regulatory region sequence-specific DNA binding; DNA-binding transcription factor activity, RNA polymerase II-specific. Bases 954 to 2549 code for a protein of 531 amino acids.
UUGUGCUGCCAAUGUUUUGAUCUGCCCUGUGUGCGAAAAGUGCAUUUCGUGCUGAUUCACGACGCUGCGUGACACGGCCGUCGCGUAUCUCUCGGGCGCGAUUGCAAUCGCAACCUCCCAAGAUAAUACCCUCGAUCCCAAGCGCAAAGUUGCAGUUUCAUUGGCUCGUAAAUCGAUAAGAAAUUGGGCUUGCACAUUCGCCUUUUUCACCGGAUUGGAUUGGAAUUACUGCUUGUGUUUGGCCACCCCUCCCCCACCCCCCUCGCAAGGAUGUAAUAAAAUCGAACACUUUGCCAAGUGACUGUGUGUGUGUGGGUGUGUGUGUGUAGUAGGUGGGUGGGUAAAAUAGGUGUCGCACGGAAAAGAAACCGAAGAAGCAUCCGAAGAGGCGCAAAAAGGAUACCAGUGUGUGACGCGUAGUGUGUAGUGUGCGCGCGCGGCACAGGCGCAACAGAAGCGCGAGGCGGCGAGGCGCGGACGAGAGAGAGAACGCGCGUGUGUGUGUGUGUGUGUAUGUCCCGGUCCCGGUCGUGCACUGGGUUCGGCCCUUCUGCUGCUCCCUGUGUGUGGUGCGCCUCUACCGUGGCGACCAGCAGAGCACCAGUGAUGUCCCACACCACCAGCCAGCAAGUCCACAAACCACACCGCCGCUGCUGCCCUAGCCACUCUGUGUGACUGUGUGUGUGUGUGUGUGCUUAAUUUUGUAGUGUUACUAGUGUGAAAAUGCACAGAAAAAAUUAAUAUAAUAGCAGGAAGGACCGAAGAAAUACAGAUCAGGAUGCCAAGUGUGUAAAGCUUAACUAAGCAGUGAACUGAAUUAGAAGAAACAAAACGUGAAAAGAUCUUAUCAAAAAUCUGCCUCAGUAAAAAUCAAUUGUGAAAAAAGCUCCUCCUUUUUGUCCCGUACACCUCAAAGUAGCGUAGUAAGUGUUCUGCUACUUUAGCUUGAUGCGAUGAACUUUUCACCGUUCGGGACACACUUUCCCGGUACGAUACCGGGAAUUCAUCAGUUUGCCAGCUCGGGACUGGUCACGAGCGUACCGACGACUUCGCACGACUCCAGCAACCGCUACCAUUCCAUCAACUCGAACGUCAACAUGGCCCACUUCAACCAGAGCCAUGCCCCCAUUCUGGGCAAGUUCCACCGGGACAGCCAGGAGUCGGGCGGGAACGGGGGGGCGGGCGGUGGAAGCGCCAGCUCGAACAAGUACAACGGGCACGGGGCCGGAUCGGGCAACGCGUCCAUCCCGACCACUACCGCGACGAGCGGCCAGUACUCGAACCCCUACAGCCAGCAUGCGCACGUGCCGGAGCACAAGCAGCGCGGCAGCAACAUGUACCAUCAGUCGGCGGUCGGCAACAGUUCGGCCGGGGGCGGUGGCGGCAGCAGCAGCAGCAACGGUGCCGCCCAGAGCGCGCAGGAGCUGAGCCAGGACAUUAGUGCGCUGCUGCAGCAGGCAGACAGCAAGCGUGUGCUGCAGAACCCGAGCUGGCAGUCGCUGACACCGGGCGCCUCCGUAGCGGACUAUCUGUCCCAUCUGCCGGGCAGUGCGCUGCCCCUGUCGCUGCACCACUUCCUCAAGUACUCGGCGGAGAACAUCAAGAAGGAGGCCCAGAACCCACUCACCAGCCUGGACAUGUCGCAGGCCCAGUCGCAGGCCCACGGAGGCGGUGGCCACGGUAGCAACAACGGUGCGGGCAUGGUGCUGCCCGCCUCGCAAACCAUUGCCAGCAUUCUGGGCCACCCGGGACAGCAGGGGCCGGGGCAGCACGGUCAGCCGCAGCAGCAGCAGGGCGCCGGGCUCGGUGGCGGCCAUCCGUCCGGGGUGCAGGCGGCGGCCGCUACCUCCUCGACCGGUGCGGCAGGAGCUGCGGCCGCUGACGCGUCGGGCGACAAGAAGAAGCGCAAGAAGAAGAAGAAACCGCCGAAGGAGCGCAAACCGCGCCCGAAGCCGGGCGAAAUCCAGGUGCGGACGGCGCUGGACGGCAGCUUGCUGUUUCUCUGCCCGGAGUGCCAGAUGGCGUACCCGGAGCGGGAGCUGCUCGAGCAGCACCUGAUCGGGCACAAUCUGGAGCGCCGCUUCAUCUGCGACAUCUGCAACGCGGCGCUGAAGCGGAAGGACCACCUGACCCGCCACAAGCAGAGCCACAACCCGGAGCGCCCGUUCGCCUGCACUAUCUGUCUGAAGGCGUUCAAGCGCAAGGAGCAGCUGACGCUCCACUUUGUCAUACACUCCGGCGAGAAGCGGCACGUGUGCCAGGAGUGUGGCAAGGGCUUCUACCGGAAGGAUCACCUCCGAAAGCACACCCGAUCGCACAUUGCCCGCCGGCUGAAGGCGGAACUGAGCCAGCAGGGUGGUAACGGUACCGACGCUGGCGCCUCCCCUAGUACCUCCCGUGCUGGCCAGGCACAAAUCGCGACUGCUGCCCAGCAGCAGCAGCAGCAGCAGCAAUCGGCACAACAGCAAUCCCCCAUGCAGCAGCAGUUACAACCGCCCCAGUAUCACUCGCUCACCCAAGCGCCGGGCCAGUCGCAGAUGAUGUCGUAAGAGAGUGGGGGGAAGCAGCAGCAGCAGCAGCAACAACAGCCACAACAAAUCGCAAUUCAUUGUAGACUAGGGAGAAUUAUUAUCUAAAAAAACACUACCACGUGCGCGGCUCUUCUGAUAAAGCAACGUUGCAUCAAAAAAGAGGGAACGCUCGGGGCCGGGCCACACACUACACCACGGGGGCGGGACCGGCCCCACCACAUAUUAAGACUAAACAAACAAACGAAAAAUCAUUAAGCUAAUACAUACAUUAUCUUCCGGUAGUAGAAGAAGGCACAUUUGUCUUUUUUUGUUUGUCGUCACAAAAAGGGAAAACCAUUUAGGAGCGACACGCAGGAUAGCGAAGGGAUGGUUUUGUGCAAUCGCGUGGAUUGUGUAAUGAACUUUGUUUGUUUGAAAUGAAUGCUACCGCUUUAGGCGGUCCAGGCAGGUCCAGUGGUAGGACGGAAAGGCCGUUCGUGAGAUUCGUUCCCGCGGACUUUGACUGUCACCCUGUCGUGCGGGUACUAGUUGACGAAUUUGACUAAUACCCGCAAGGGGAAGGGCCAUCAUAACGCAUGUCUAAGAAAGCCUGUAAAAGGCUGGCAUUACAGGAUUUUCUAGAAGUUCUAUAGCUGUGGGACACUUUAUUAACUUUUUCUUACUGGAAAUGAACUUAAUGUAAUAGGAAUUAGACUCUAUAGCACCCUUGUUGGACAAAUCCAAUAGGAACUUCUAAGGAUCCUAUCCAAAAAGGGUGCCAAGAGUCCAAUUUCCAACAAAUGAAGUUAACUUCCAAUAAGAUAAAGUCAAGGAAGUGUCUCACAAGUAUGAAAACCCCUGGAAAACCCUGUAUUUAGGUCGGUUUAUUCUACGCCAAGAACAAGAAGAACAAGCAACUGUUUAGCAAUAAGAGAGUGAAAAAAAAAAUAUAAAAAACGCGAUACAAAAAAAAAAAACAAAUUCCAGCCCAUUUAACCAUUUCAUCCACACAACCUCUACCAGACUGUCGGUGGAUGAACUGUUCGCCUGUGACUCUAAUUUCGACUAAGCGCGGUGUAAAAUAAGUCUCCGAACAGUUCUACACCGCACCCCACCCGUGUACAAAGCCUUAGCUGUUAACAGGGAAACAAAGGGAUUUUCUCCAUUUUCUCAAACACUCAAUCACAAACACACAGCACAUACUAAUGGGGAAAAAAACCCUCGCUCAGGUUGAACGCAGAUAUGGUGCGGUAGUAGGGAAACUAUUUUAAACGGGAAAGAAAAGAAUCAUAAAUAGACAAUUGACUGCAAAUACGCGGGCACUUUCAG